AUGGUCGUCGGAACCGUAUUGAUCACCGGAGGUACCGGAUACAUUGGCUCCUUCACCACGCUCGCGCUUCUCCAACACGGGUACCAUGUCGUGGUUGUCGACAGCCUAUACAACUCUUCCAAGGUGUCUCUGGACCGCAUCGAGCUCCUCUGCGGAAAACGACCCGAUUUCUACCAGGUCGAUGUCACCGAUGAGGAGGCCUUGGACAAGGUGUUUGCAGCUCACCCCCACAUCGACAGUGUGAUCCAUUUCGCCGCUCUCAAGGCUGUUGGCGAAUCCAGUGAGAUCCCAGUCGAAUAUUACCGCGUGAACGUUGGCGGAACCAUCGCUCUUCUCCGCUGCAUGAUCAAGCACGAUGUUCCCAACUUCGUCUUCUCCUCCUCUGCCACAGUUUACGGCGAUGCGACUCGAGUGCCGAACAUGAUUCCCAUCCCUGAACACUGCCCGAUCGGCGCGACGAACCCAUAUGGAAGAACGAAGAGUAUGAUCGAGGAUAUCGUUACAGACCACAUCAACUCUCAGCGCGCGAAGGCAAAAAAGGAGGGAAAGUCGUUUGAGAGGUGGAAUGGAGCUUUGUUGAGAUACUUCAACCCUUGUGGCUCUCAUCCCAGUGGAAUCAUGGGUGAAGAUCCACAAGGUAUACCAUUCAACUUGUUGCCAUUGUUGGGCCAGGUUGCCACUGGGCAAAGAGAGAAGCUGAUGGUGUUUGGUGAUGACUACCCCUCAAGAGACGGCACCGCAAUCCGCGACUACAUUCACGUCGUCGACCUCGCAAAGGGCCACCUGGCAGCGCUUAACCACCUUCGGGAGACCAACCCCGGCGUCCGCGCCUGGAACCUGGGCUCUGGCCGCGGCUGCACCGUCUUCGAGAUGAUCAACGCCUUUCAGAAAGUCGUCGGUCACCCCUUGAAAUACGACGUCGUAGCAAGACGCGCAGGUGACGUGCUGGACCUGACGGCCAAUCCGGCGCGUGCGAACAAGGAGUUGGCGUGGAAGACGGAGCUAACGCUCGAGGAUGCAUGCGAGGAUCUGUGGAGGUGGGUGAGCAAUAAUCCGAAGGGGUAUCGUCAGGAUCCACCCGAGGCGUUGCUGGCUGCUCUCAAGGAGAAGUAA
Drepanopeziza brunnea f. sp. 'multigermtubi' MB_m1 is the source of this 1113-nucleotide messenger RNA. RefSeq lists its product as uncharacterized. Gene Ontology annotation, cellular component: cytosol. The record is from RefSeq and is a predicted model, not a curated record. Gene Ontology annotation, biological process: beta-D-galactose catabolic process via UDP-galactose, Leloir pathway. Gene Ontology annotation, molecular function: UDP-glucose 4-epimerase activity. NCBI's taxonomy places the organism in Eukaryota, Fungi, Ascomycota, Leotiomycetes, Helotiales, Drepanopezizaceae.